ACGUUUGUAUUACAAGAGUGACGUCUUCUAAAAAACCGGAGCAAACAAGACGGGCGAACCGAAAAAUAGCUAAUGUCCACGAAACGGUGAACCGGAAUCGGACGGUUUACUCGGACUACUCAACCACCAAGCUCCUCACUGAACUCCAUCUCUUAUCCUUCUUCUCUUCUGCUGAUCUUCGUUCCCUCCUCCUGCAGACUGUCGCCGGGACACGUCCCUCAGUCAGCCGGUGCCGUCCUUUCACUGAUUAAAUUUGCCGCCCGCUAGUUUUUCUUUUUUGGAGUAGGUUGCAGAGGCAGAGGUAGAGGGAGAAGGACUGAAAUUGGAGUCGGUGGUGAGGAAGAGGAACAGAGUGCGGCGGCGAAAGUGCGGUCCUGUAGCUGUGCCGCUUGAAGCAGUGGCGAAGAGAAGUUCAAUUGGACGGAAGCCAUUGCUUUAUUUUUAUUUCCUUAAAUAAAAAAUAAAAUUGUCACAUCAAAUCAACGUCAAGAAUUAAUUUCAAUAAAGCAAUCCAAUUUCAGCAACGAAACAUAGGUAAAAGCCACAACUCGGAUUGGAUAUUUUAUUAUUUUCAAUUCUCUACACUUCCGUUCCGUGUUCCGUGUUCCAAGAGAAGAACUUGCUUGUGUUCCGUUUUUGAGCUACGAGCUUCAAAUUCACUUGAAUACGGCCAAGUGCCAAAUGAGUUUGAGUGCGAGCUAUUGUGCAAGUUACGGUCUUCGUCUUCGACCUUGCGGAGUUGCAAACUGCAAUCUUGAACGACAUGGCAGGAAUAUUGUUCCUAUCAACACAUCGAAGGAACUUCCAAAAUAUGACAACUGUCUUCAAUCAAAGUUGAAGAUUGGUACUAGCAAUAGUGUGAAGACAUUAAUGGGUGCUAUGGCAGUGACACACUUGAUUGCUCCAGUUGCUGCAAAAGCUGAAGUAGCUGCUUCUGUUUAUUCUUUGGCUGAUGCAAACCUAAGUGACUGGUUUGGAGGUUUAUUGUAUUCAGCUGGGCAACAGGCCAAUGAAGCUGUUCAGAGUCAAUUAUCUUCUCCCAGUUUCACUAGUUUGGCAGUAAUUUUUGGGGCAGGGCUUGUGACCAGUCUUUCUCCUUGUACACUCAGUGUCUUACCGUUGACCCUUGGUUACAUUGGGGCAUUUGGCUCUGGAAAAAGUAGAGCAGAGGUUAUUGGGGAUUCAAUUGCAUUCUCCUUGGGUCUUGCAACAACGUUAGCCCUUUUGGGAGUCGCUGCAUCAUUUGCUGGAAAGGCUUAUGGACAGAUAGGCCAAGGAUUACCACUGGCUGCUUCUGGUUUGGCUGUAAUUAUGGGUCUGAACCUUCUUGAGAUCAUUGAAUUGCAGCUCCCCUCGUUCUUCGACAGUUUUGAUCCACGUGCAGCAGCUGCCAAUUUCCCAUCAAGUGUGCAAGCAUAUCUGGCUGGGCUUACAUUUGCUUUAGCUGCCUCGCCUUGCAGCACACCUGUACUGGCUACCCUUCUAGGUUAUGUUGCUGCAUCCAAGGAUCCAGUGAUUGGAGGCAGCUUCCUUUUGACAUACACAACUGGUUAUGUUGCUCCCUUACUCUUAGCUGCUUCUUUUGCUGGAGCAUUACAGAGCUUGCUUUCAUUUCGCAAGUUCUCAGCAUGGAUCAAUCCCAUAAGUGGAGCAAUGCUGCUAGGAGGUGGUGUGUAUACUUUCUUAGAUAGGCUCUUCCCUGCAACAAUGGUGAUGUAGAAAAUUUCCAUGCUCUCAACACAUGGCUUACUCGAAACACGUCGUAUAUAUCAUACAAUGAUGCAAAAUUCAAAAGAAAUUGAAAUUCAAGUGCAAGUGCAAGAUUUACUGUAUUCUACAGUUCCUUUUUUUUUUUUGGGAAAAAGCCCAAAGCUUAAUGAAAGUUGACCAAAACUUGUCAUAGAUAGUGUUGUUAAUUGAGUUAAUCGGUAUAUUGUACUUAGCGGAUCCAAAUCUAUUAUGUAUUAUUUAGAUCACUAUAAUCUUUUAUUUAAAAGAACUACUUUAAGUC
This is a messenger RNA of Arachis ipaensis, 2011 nucleotides long. The record is from RefSeq and is a predicted model, not a curated record. NCBI's taxonomy places the organism in Eukaryota, Viridiplantae, Streptophyta, Magnoliopsida, Fabales, Fabaceae.